AUGGCUAAAUUUACAAAAGCCUUUAGUCAAUUGGAUCAUAGUGACCUUGGCGAGGCGAUAGAGGCGUCCGUCACCGAUCAGCUGGUGGAGUCAGCGAAAUACAAACAGCAACUUGUGAAGAUGUUAGAUGUGUAUCAUGAUGAUUAUCUCAAACAAUCCGAAUCACUGGAUGCCAUCAUUGACAAGAGCGAAAAGGAAUACAUCGAGAGCUGGUCAAAAAUGUCCAAAGAUGGGAUGAACAGUAAAAAGAAUCACAAUACGGCAUUCUGCUACAAUAGAUUAAAUGAUUACGUUCUUCAGCUGACGACAGCAAACCAGUUCAAUGUUUCUCUAUCUACCGCAGUGCUUCCAAAAGUCAACUCUGAUGCAGAUCUCAUACGUCACGAAAUAUCAGAAUCAGGAAUAUCAGGUUUAUCAUGGCACUCCAAAAUCCUUAUAUCAAAGUUAUCGGAUCAGAUUCGGAAACUUGAGGUCAUCUCGAAGAGGUCAGCAUCCGAGAAGCCGAAGGGUAACCCCGAGUCCUUUGAAGCAAAGCAAUAUUCCUUCAGCAAACCCCAGCCAACAGCCGGAGGGGAUUUUGCUUUAAAUAAACUGGUGCUUAACUCUGCCACUGAGGGCGUCUUAAAAGAAAAGUAUGACUCACUCGCCAAAGAGAUCCAAACAUUGGAGACGGAAAUAAAUGUCGUCAAAGACCAGACCAACAGGUUAAAGAGGCAAUAUGAAAGCAUCAAGUCGAAUCAAUCAAGUAAAGCACACGAAACGUUACUGGAGAUUCACAAGUUACGCAAUGGCAACAGACAGAACGAGACGAAUCUCGCCUGCAAGAGAGCCCAGCUUCUGUUAUUUUCACCCGACUGGUUUAAGACUCGUCUUAGCAAUGGUCAUACUGUCAUGGCGUCCCCCGAGAGACGUGCUUCUGAAUCAGGCGAUUCCAUUCGAGAAAUGGGGGUGUCAAGUAAUGGCUCAAUCAACUCAAAGUCGCACGUCUUCCAGGAAUAUAAUUUUAUCAAACCGACAUUUUGUGACGAUUGUAAGGGCAUGCUGAAAGGUAAGACGUUAGUGGUAUUAUGA
Molecule: messenger RNA, 1071 nt
Organism: Strongylocentrotus purpuratus (purple sea urchin)
Lineage: Eukaryota; Metazoa; Echinodermata; Echinoidea; Camarodonta; Strongylocentrotidae
Exons: 11
Coding region: 1-1071 (356 amino acids)
Biological process (GO): skeletal muscle contraction; positive regulation of voltage-gated calcium channel activity; positive regulation of protein localization to plasma membrane
Cellular component (GO): extrinsic component of cytoplasmic side of plasma membrane
Source: RefSeq, a predicted model, not a curated record